Molecule: messenger RNA, 586 nt
Organism: Cornus florida
Lineage: Eukaryota; Viridiplantae; Streptophyta; Magnoliopsida; Cornales; Cornaceae
Product: photosystem II reaction center W protein, chloroplastic-like
Exons: 2
Coding region: 98-502 (134 amino acids)
Biological process (GO): photosynthesis
Cellular component (GO): photosystem II; chloroplast
Source: RefSeq, a predicted model, not a curated record
AAGUAGUAUCAAUCUGCAUAUACAUUACCUCUCCAUGUAAAUGAAACAAACUGAUCCACUUGGCUACAACUUCCAGCAUCCUAAUCAGUAAAAAAAAAUGGCCACCAUAACUGCUUGCACUACUGCCUCUAUCGCACUCACCGGCAUCGUGCACAAGGGAUCACAAGUGCUUUCAUCCUCACCUGUUCUUGGGUUGCCAGCAUUGGCAAAGAAGGGAAGAGUGAGGUGUUCCAUGGAGGGGAAGGGGUCAGUGGAAGAAGGUAGUUCAAAUAUGGGCAUGGGUGCAUCGAUGAUUGCGGCAGCUUGUGCGGCAACCAUGUCGAGCCCAGCCAUGGCUUUGGUGGAUGAGAGGAUGAGCACAGAAGGGACAGGACUUCCGUUUGGUUUGAGCAACAACGUGCUGGGUUGGAUCCUCUUGGGUGUGUUUGCUAUAAUUUGGGCUCUCUACUUUGUCUACACUUCCAGCCUUGAAGAGGAUGACGAGUCUGGAUUAUCCCUAUAAAUAUAUGUAUCACAAGGCCAUUGUUGUUGUUGUUGAAACAAUUGAUUUAGACCUCUUUCUAUGAUCUAGUAGAUUAUCUCUUAA